AUGUCUGCUCUCAGUCCAACAAAGAAUUUCUGGGGUGAAGUUACAUCUACCAUUGACUGGUGCGAAGAAAAUUACACUGUGAGCCCGUAUUUGGCUGAAUUUUGGAACACGAUUACAAAUUUGGGAUUUGUGUUCUUCUCUCUUUUUGGCACCUAUAAUGUUCUCAAGAAUCGCUCAAGCAAAUCUUUUAUCCUGGCUUAUCUGGGAGUUGCAUUUGUCGGUUUUGGCUCAUGGUGUUUCCAUAUGACGCUCCAGUAUGAGAUGCAAUUGCUGGAUGAAUUGCCAAUGAUUUACGUCGCCAGUAUUGUAAUGUGGCUCACAUUUCUGGCAGAUCCCAAGAGUGAAAACACCAUCAAGGUUCCAUUUGCAUUGACCGUCUAUUCUGCUGUCAUUACAUGGUCUUAUCUGAUCAUCAACAAUCCCGUUUUCCAUCAAAUCUCAUACGCCAUCCUUGUCAUUGGCGUCGUUAUCCGAGCCAUCAAACUCUUCAAUACCGUGCCCAAGUCAUACACCUAUGAAGUGCCUAGAAUGCAAUGUCUGCUUUGGAUGUCGGCCUUGGGUUUCAUUGUCGCUUUUAUCCUCUGGAAUAUUGAUAAUCAAUUCUGUAGCAGCUUGAGAUCAUGGAGGAGCACUGUUCCAUUUUUAAUUGGUGCUACCAGUGAGCUUCAUGGAUGGUGGCACAUUGGAACUGGCCUGGGUGUAUACUAUUUCAUCGUGUUUUGCGAGUGGAUUCAACCUACAUUAGCAGCAAACGAUAAGCGAUCAUUCAAAUUGUACUGGGCUGGUCCUCUUUGUUAUUUAAGAUUAACAGACCAAAUGAAUAAAAAGGAUUAA
Molecule: messenger RNA, 834 nt
Organism: Mucor velutinosus
Lineage: Eukaryota; Fungi; Mucoromycota; Mucoromycetes; Mucorales; Mucoraceae
Exons: 9
Coding region: 1-834 (277 amino acids)
Biological process (GO): ceramide biosynthetic process; ceramide catabolic process
Cellular component (GO): endoplasmic reticulum membrane
Source: RefSeq, a predicted model, not a curated record